UUAAAGCAAAUGUGUGGACAAUUAUUUUACUAAGUUUUAACACAAAUCUAUUGUUAAUCUAUCUUUCUUCUGCAUUUUUACUUUUUUUUUUGUUGACUUAUCUUCUUACAGUCGACUUUAAUUCCUGGACUCGAUUCAAUGGAUUCUUUUUCAUCAUCUUCGAAUCGACAAUGGAUAAACGACGUGUUCAUUAAUUUUAGAGGAGAAGAUACUCGUAAGAGUUUCGUUUCUCAUCUCCAUGCUGCACUCUCUAAUGCCGGAAUCAACACUUACAUAGACAAUCAACUUCACAAGGGACAGGAGUUAGGACCAGAACUGUCCCGGGCAAUAGAAUGGUCUCAUAUAUCCAUUGUUGUCUUCUCCAAAAGAUAUACUGAAUCAUAUUGGUGUCUUAACGAACUGAAAAAGGUUAUGGAAUGCCAUAGAAACCACGGCCAGCUGGUUCUGCCUAUAUUUUACGAUGUUGAUCCAUCCGUUGUGCGUCGUCAGAGUGGUGAUUUUGGAGAAGCUUUGCUAUCUACAGCAGAAAAAAGUUACUCCUCAGGAGAGGAGAGGAUGGAAUAUGUGCUGUCCAAGUGGAGGAGUGCACUCACCCAAGCUGCUAAUUUGUCUGGCUGGGAUGUCAACAAUUGCAGGAGUGAAGCUGAACUAAUGCAGCAAAUUGUUGAGAACGUUUUGGAAAAACUAAAUACCGGAUUCUUGCCUAUUACCGAUUUUCCUGUUGGAUUGGAAUCCCGUGUGCAUGAAGUGGUUGAAUUUAUUGUAACUCAGCCAAACAGACUCUGUAUGAUAGGAAUAUGGGGAAUGGGUGGAUCGGGUAAAACAACCACAGCUAAAGCCAUCUACAAUCAAAUUCAUCGCAAAUUUGUGGAUAAAUGUUUCAUUGAAAAUAUUAGAGAAAUUUGUGAAAAAGAUAAUAGAGGGAUUAUUCAUGUACAACAGCAACUACUUUCAGAUAUCUUGAAUUCAAAGGAGAUGAUACCUAACAUUGCAUUGGGAACAACUAUUAUAGAGAGAAGGCUUCAGGGGAAAAGGGUGCUCGUUGUGCUUGAUGAUGUGACCACAUUUAAACAGUUAAAAGCACUCUUUCGAAAUCUAACAUUUUUUGGCUCAGGAAGUGUUUUCAUAGUUACGACCAGGGAUGCACGUAUACUUAAGUUACUUGAAGUUAGCCAUGUUUGUACAAUGAAGGAAAUGGACGAAAAAGAGUCCCUUGAGCUUUUCUGUUGGCACGCUUUUAGACAACCUAUUCCGAUGAUAGAAUUCAGUGAACUCUCAAGAAGCGUAGCUGCUUAUUGCGGAGGAUUACCAUUGGCUCUUGAAGUCAUCGGUUCUUCCUUAUAUGAAAGGACAAAAGAAGAAUGGGAAAGUGUACUCUCAAAAUUAGAGAGAAUUCCUAAUGAUCAAGUGCAAGAGAAACUGAGAACAAGCUAUGAUGGUUUAAAGGAUGAUAUGGAAAAGGAUAUAUUUCUUGACAUAUGUUGUUUCUUUAUCGGAAAGGACAGAUCCUAUGUUACAAAGAUACUAAAUGGCUGUAAACUUCAUGCUGAUAUUGGAAUAACCAUCCUCAUAGAACGGUGCCUUGUAAAAAUUGAAAGGAAUAACAAACUUGGGAUGCAUGAUUUAACAAGAGACAUGGGAAGAGAAAUUGUUCGUAAAAGUUCAGCAAAAGAGCCUGGGAAGCGUAGUCGGUUAUGGUUUCACCAGGAUGUACAUGAUAUUUUGACCAAAAAUUCUGGAACGGAAACUGUUGAGGGUUUGGUUUUAAAGUUGCAAAGAACCAGUAGAGUAAGCUUCAAUGCUAAUUCUUUCAAGGAGAUGAAGAAUAUGAGACUUCUACAACUUGAUUGUGUUGACCUUGCUGGAGAUUAUGGGUGUCUUUCUAAAGAGCUUAGAUGGGUAUGUUGGCAAGAAUUUACCAUGAACUAUAUACCUGAUGACUUUUAUCUGGGAAAUUUAGUUGUUAUCGACUUAAAACACAGCAAUAUCAAACAAGUUUGGAAUGAAACCAAGUUGUUGGGGAACCUAAAAAUUCUCAAUCUCAGUCAUUCCAAGUACUUGAAAAGCACUCCUGACUUUUCAAAAUCGCCAAAUCUGGAAAAACUCAUCAUGAAGAAUUGUCCAAACUUGUCUGAGGUGCACCAGUCCAUUGGAGAUCUGAGAAGUCUUCUUCUGAUAAAUUUGAAGGACUGUAAAAGUCUUAACAAUCUUCCAGAGAAUAUAUAUCAAUUGAAAUCUUUGAAAACUCUCAUCCUUUCUGGUUGUACAAAGAUUGACAAGUUGGAAGAAGACAUAGUGCAGAUGGAAUCCUUAACAACACUGAUUGCAAAAGAUACGGCUAUAAAAGAGGUGCCCUAUUCAAUAGUAAGAUCGAGAAACAUUGAAUAUAUAUCCCUAUGCGGAUAUGAAGGAUUAACACGUGAUGUUUUUCCUUCUCUCAUUUGGUCUUGGAUGUCACCAACAAUGAAUUCUCUACCCCAAAUUUCUCCAAUUGGAAACAUGGCUCUGUCUUUAACUUCCAUUAAUGCACAGAAUAAUAACAUGGGCUUUCUAUCACCAAUGAUUAGGAGCCUUUCACAGCUCAGAACUGUUUGGCUACAAUGUCGCUCAAAGACUCAACUAACACAAGAGUUACGAAGAAUUCUUGAUGAUAAAUAUGAUGUAAAUUUUACCAAAUGGGAAACAUCAUCUUCAUCUCAUAUCACAAAUCUUUUCUUGAGAUCGCUUUUGAUUGGAAUGGGAAGUUGUCACAUAGUCAUUGAUGCUCUUGGAAAAAGCAUAUCACAGGGAUUAACUGCCAAUGAUUCCAGUGGUUUUUUCCUUCCAUGUGGAAACUAUCCUUCUUGUUUAGGCUAUACAGGGGAAGGACCUUCAGCACUAUUUCAAGUUCCUAAGGAUAUUGAUCAUCAAUUGAAGGGAAUAAUAUUAUGUGUUGUUUAUUCAUCAACAUCUGAAAACAUGGGAGCUGAAUGUCUUACUAGUGUCUUAAUCGUUAAUUACACGAAGUGCACCAUCCAGAUAUACAAGCGAGACACAGUAAUGUCCUUUAAUGGUGAGGAUUGGAAGAAUGUAUCAUCGAAUCUAGGACCGGGUGAUGAUGUGGAGAUUUUUGUAGCUUUUGGACAUGGAUUGAUCGUUAAGGAGACAGCUGUUUAUCUAAUAUAUGGCCAGUCAAUUACUAUGGAAAUUGAGUCUUCAACGAACAUGGAAAUGGAGCUAUCAGCUAACGUCAAAGUGGAGGCAUCAAUUACUACGGAAAUUGAACAAUCAAUUACUAUGGAAGUUGAGUUACCAACUAACACGGAAAUGGAGCCAUUAGCCAAAAUGGACGUGCAGCCGUCACCUGAAGGGAACAUGCAACCAUCACCUAAUGUGACAGUCGAGGCAUCAACUAAUGUUAAAACCAAUCAGUCGCCAGAAGUGAAGGUGCGCUCAUCAGGUAUCAUAAAAACGAAUCCAUCACCAGCUCCAAAAAAAAGUAUAUUUACAAGACUUGCAAAAAGAAUAGGUAGAUGUUUAUGCUGUAACUAGCUAGGAGAUAAAAGUUCGAACAAUUCAAGGACUAAGUAUUGAAAAUCUUCAUUAUUAUGUUAUAAAAAUUCAGCACGCAAUCUAAUGGUAAA
Molecule: messenger RNA, 3623 nt
Organism: Vicia villosa (hairy vetch)
Lineage: Eukaryota; Viridiplantae; Streptophyta; Magnoliopsida; Fabales; Fabaceae
Product: disease resistance protein RUN1-like
Exons: 5
Coding region: 139-3531 (1130 amino acids)
Biological process (GO): signal transduction; defense response
Molecular function (GO): ADP binding
Source: RefSeq, a predicted model, not a curated record